Messenger RNA from Cucurbita moschata (crookneck pumpkin), 649 nucleotides. RefSeq names its product acyl carrier protein-like. Gene Ontology annotation, molecular function: acyl carrier activity. The transcript has 4 exons. Gene Ontology annotation, biological process: fatty acid biosynthetic process. NCBI's taxonomy places the organism in Eukaryota, Viridiplantae, Streptophyta, Magnoliopsida, Cucurbitales, Cucurbitaceae. The record is from RefSeq and is a predicted model, not a curated record. Bases 142 to 594 code for a protein of 150 amino acids.
CGCUGUGAAGAGAGGAGAAUCAUAGAAGCAUCCGCCAAACAAGGCCUUAGUUAUCAUCCAAUUCUUUGAAAGAACCCUUCUUAUUUUAUAAAUACCUCUCUUUUUCACCUUCCUUUUCAUUCAUCUCAUCUCGUUACCGACAUGUCGUCCCUCGCUUCGUCUCCUCUUCUCACGACGCUUGCCUCAACGACGUUGACAAGUAGCUGCACUGCUUGGCGUUCGCGCAAUAGUCUGUUUGCCAGAAGGGUGUUUCCCAGCAUCCGAAGGGCAAAGGCUGCGAGAGGACUAUACCAACUUCCAACCUACUUCAAAUCAAACAUUUCCUGCUCACUUGCACAACCAGAGACAAUGCAAGUUGUUCAAGAAAUAAUCGCCAAGCAACUCUCUCUGGAACAAAGCCCAGUGAUCCCUCAAACAAAAUUUUCAGAAUUGGGAGCUGAUUCUCUUGACACCGAAUACUCACAGGUUGAGAUCAUGAUGGCUUUGGAAGAGAAGUUCGGAGUGUCGAUCGGAGAAGGCGGAGCCGAGGGCAUCUCAACGGUUCAAGACGCUGCCGAUCUGAUUGAGAAAGUCAAGACAUCCUCUGCAAGUUAAACCAAACUGCAACAUAUCCCAGUAAUUUUGCAUUUGAGUUUGUUAUGUUUUGUUC